Molecule: messenger RNA, 369 nt
Organism: Blastomyces gilchristii SLH14081
Lineage: Eukaryota; Fungi; Ascomycota; Eurotiomycetes; Onygenales; Ajellomycetaceae
Exons: 1
Coding region: 1-369 (122 amino acids)
Source: RefSeq, a predicted model, not a curated record
AUGGCGAUGGCAAAAUUCGGAGGUUUCACUGCUGCAGAGCCGCAACACAGAGCCGCGUCUCACGUCAUGUUGUUCUUCUUUGUUGUGGUUGAACUUUCGAAGGCACAAAAAAGUCGCACCAAGGAGCCGCACCAAGACCAAAGGGCGCCGUAUUUCCCCCAAGGAUACUCAGCAGUGCCAAUGAGACGGCGGGGGGAAACUUGCCUGCAUUCUGUUGGCUGGGAGUUGUAUGGCGGCGUAACUACUUUAGCGUUGGAAUGCAACACUUUUUCGAAGUCCAGCACAUCAGAUCGCCUCCCUGGAUGCGAUGUCAGAGCUGAAUACGAUGUCCUUUCCAAUCGGUUGUACCCACUGGAAUCUCAUUAUUGA